Messenger RNA from Desarmillaria tabescens, 1158 nucleotides. RefSeq lists its product as uncharacterized. Lineage: Eukaryota; Fungi; Basidiomycota; Agaricomycetes; Agaricales; Physalacriaceae. Bases 1 to 1158 code for a protein of 385 amino acids. Gene Ontology annotation, biological process: lipid metabolic process. The record is from RefSeq and is a predicted model, not a curated record. The transcript is spliced from 2 exons.
AUGCCUUUUUCUCCACCUACAAAACCUGACAGCAGGCAAUCACUCAACUGGUCGUCCUUCGCCACAAUUCUACUUCCCUCUCUAGUGUGCUACUAUGUGAGCGCCGUUCUCAUCAUUCGAUCCUAUCCCUUUCUUGUUCGCCUGCUUGUCCUACCAGUAACACUGUGCAUGCUGUACAGAUGCUCCGUCUCGCUUGAUUUAUCCCGCUUGAACGGGUCAGAGCGGAAUGAAUGGUUAAAUUAUUGGAAUGAGGCUCUGUUGUUGGGCAUGACCCUCUUUAGCAUGCGUGCUAUUGUCUGGACUUUUAUAGCCACACCACCUAGAAGGAUCGACUCUAGAAAGCCAAGCGCAGCUCAGCUUUGCUUCACAGGCAGAUAUCACGAGUGGAACUGGUCAUCCGGGCUUCACAUACCACCGGAAUGGCGGCCGACGAAUUCAAGGACCAUGUUCGUUUUGGCGACGUUAAUAUCCAUGCUCAUCCAUAUUAUCGUCCUCGACGUCCUCCUCUUUCAUCUGCAAUCUCUUUCACCAAAUACGUUCGGUUCCCCGAAAGGGGGCACAAUUUUCACUGUCAUCGGCAUCCCUGACUUACGUUCCACAUAUAUAUCCUUCUUCAGCGGCAUUGCUGUCUACUGUGCCAUACAAUCUAUGUACGAUGGCUGUACAAUUUUUGGUAUCAUCCUCUUCCAACAGAACUCUAAUCAAUGGCCUCCGCUAUUCGACCAUCCAUGGUGCUCAACAUCCUUGAACCGUUUCUGGGCUAAAGGAUGGCAUCAAGUUUUUCGACACGAAUUCAUUGCUGUGGGUGCCAAACCGCUGUAUGCGCUAGGCUUCGGUCGCGUCGGUGCAGUUCUCGGUGCUUUCACGGCCUCUGGAACUCUUCAUGUUCUGGGCAACUGGGGCCUGAGUCACGAGACUGAAUUCUGGGCUGUAGGGGGGUAUUUCGUCAUUCAAGGUGUUGGCGUUGUAUUGGAAGGUGUAUGGAAGAAGAUGUCUGGACGCAAGGUUGGGGGCGCUCUGGGCUGGAUGUGGACUGUUGCUUGGGUGGUAGGCUGGGCCAAUUUUCUGAUCGAUGCAUGGGCGAGAGCAGGACUCAUUGGGAGCGCUUUCUUCCCCAAUGGUGGCAGGCCUGUGGAUGCGAUAGGGAAGUUGUUAUGA